CGGCCCCCAGCGGUGACCAGUGGUAGUGCUGCUGCUGGCUGGCUAUUGUGGGCGGGUCCUCGGGCGCAGUCACGUGACGCUGUGGGAAAGUGCGCCAGGCUCAGUCAGUAGUCAGUGUCUCCGCAGCUGCCGCCAUGUCCGCGCUGCUGUCCGGCUACUCCCCUAGCUUCAAGAAGCCCUCGGAGGUCCUGCGGCUGAGCCGGCGGAGGAGCCGGAGCGAGGCUGGGGUCAAGGCGGCGCUCUUCUCCCCGGGGGAUGCCACAAAGCGGGCGGCCGGGGUGCGGCCCUUCUCCCCGGGGCGGCAGCAGAGCGGGGCGGUGAAGCGGAGGAACCCGUUCGCCAGCUUGGACAACACGGUGCCGGGGAAGAGGAGAGCCGGGAGUGUGGCGGAGUGCGAGCUGCCGGCGUUGAGCUGGGCGCUGCCGGGCACGGAGCAGGAGAACCCGCCGCCCGCUGAGUUUGUUUCAGAAAAAGAUGUAAUGUGCGGAGAAAGCUUGGAUACCGAACCUGCUGCAACCAUAAAGAUUCAAGCUCCUGAAAAGCCCCUUACAGUAUUGGAACAGCCUAAGGGAUCACUUACUUAUCCGGCUGACUGGAGCCUAAAGACCCGCCUGCUGUUCACGUCUUCCCAGCCUUUUUCCUGGACUGACCACUUAAAAGCCCAGGAAGAAGCUCAGGGCCUGGUUUUGCAUUGUCGUGCUGCUCCUGUCAGCCUGCCUCACAGUAUACCGGAACCAAAACAGUCCACUGACCUGCGAUGUGCGUUCCAGCAAGCGUUAGUGUACUGGCUUCAUCCCUCACUUCCGUGGCUGCAGCUCUUUCCCAGGAUCGGCGCAGACCGGAAAUUGACUGGAAAAAAUAAUCCUUGGUCUCAAGAUGAAUCCUUGCAGCAGGUGUUAAUGAGCGAAUGGGCUCUCGGUUUCACCUCUCUGUAUAAUCUGCUCAGAGCGAAACUGUGUCCGUACUUCUACGUGUGCGCUUAUCAGUUCACCGUGCUGUUCCGGGCGUCUGGUGUCGCAGGGUGUGAUGUAAUUACAGCAGUCAUGUCUCCUACCACACAGGGCUUAAGAGAAGCGAUGAAAAAUGAAGGAAUUGAAUUUUCUCUACCAUUGGUGGUGAAUGAUGCCAGUAGAAAACAGAAGAGUGCGGAGUCGACAACCCAAUUGGAUGACAGGACUCAGGAGAUCGACAGAGAAGAGGCACCAUUAGACAGUGACGAGGACGAAAGCUUCUCGUGGUUGGAAGAGAUGGGAGUCGAAGACCAAAUAAAAAAGCCAGAUGCAAUAUCCAUCAAACUACGUAAGGAGAGAAAUGAAGUGAAGCUGGACCACAGACCUGAAUCCGUUGUGUUGGUGAAAGGAACAAACACGUUCACGUUACUCAAUUUCCUCAUCAACUGCAAAAGCAUAGUAGCUGCAGCCGGUGCUCAGGCCGGACUUCCGCCCACACUGCUGUCACCAAACGCAUUCCGGGGGGCCACCAUGCACACGCUGAAGGCCAGGAGUGUGAAUGUAAAGACUCUGGUACGGUCGGAAUACAAAGAUCAGUUCAGCCUGGAGAUAAUGGGGCCAGUGAUGCCUCAUGCUCUGCAUUCCCUGACGCUGCUACUCAAGUCUGCACAGAUGGGCAGUUUCUCAGGCACCCUCUAUACCCAUGAGCCAACCACGGUGUUAAACACGUCUACCCAUGACCAGAACAGCCAGCAGAAUGAUGGCUCUGAACUCGCAAACUGUGGCCUUCAUCCCCUUACACUGGAACAAUGUACCCAGUCGUCUACCCUUGGGAAAUCCUCACUACGUCAGCUAGAACUGAGUGACUACAAAUACACCUGGAAGUGCUGAGCUCUCACGUGUUCCCCAAACUGACCGCAGAAGCGCCAUGUACUGUCAGUGCCCCGUAACAGCGGUACACAGACAUUGGUCAGUCAUGUCCAUCACUGCCGCGCUGAGACCGGCCUGUAGCUUCAUCAGCCAAGGUCUGUUACCCUUCUCCACCAUCGGUCUCCAUAUCAAUGGGAAGAACUUGCUAUGAGGAUGUGGUCUUCCGUCCCUGUGGUGGAAUCUAUUUUAGUGUUCGAUUCCUUUUUUAGUUUUUUAUCCUUUAAAUUUUUAGAUGGCAUUUGGAGAAGUGAGAUUUAUGGUGCGGAUGACUUUUAAACUAAUUUUCUAUUGUGAAGCAGAAUCCAUGAAAUAUUUAUUGACAAAUGUGGCUUUACUUUUUAUAAAGACGUUUAAAAUCUCAGAAGGAUCUCACGUAAUGUCACGUGGUGAGGUUACCAUGAAGUAUUUUAUCAGUUUUGUCGUACAGUCACUUUUACUACUACUUGCCACUUUUAUAUUGUAUUUAUAUGCUGCCGGAGGAAUGCUUUGUCUGGUGAUGCAGAAUCAGUUUUUAUCAGGAAAUCCUGUAACCGUUCCACUGCCUUGUUGUGUUGAUGCCAAGACCAGAAUCUGGCAGAAUAUUUAACUGGACGACUUUGUAAAGGCCACUUGUGACCGGAGCUAGCCCACGCUGCCAUGUCUGAUUCUGAUAGUAAUGAAUUUUAUAUGUAUGUUUAAAAAAAUGUGAUCGCUGAUUAAAAAACGAAUUCUUCACAAA
Pseudophryne corroboree (corroboree frog) is the source of this 2598-nucleotide messenger RNA. It is a transcript of the gene DONSON, whose product is annotated as DNA replication fork stabilization factor DONSON. NCBI's taxonomy places the organism in Eukaryota, Metazoa, Chordata, Amphibia, Anura, Myobatrachidae. Gene Ontology annotation, biological process: nuclear DNA replication. Gene Ontology annotation, cellular component: nucleus. The transcript is spliced from 10 exons. Bases 135 to 1841 code for a protein of 568 amino acids. The record is from RefSeq and is a predicted model, not a curated record.